Messenger RNA from Prinia subflava (tawny-flanked prinia), 1653 nucleotides. It is a transcript of the gene RNF14, whose product is annotated as ring finger protein 14. Gene Ontology annotation, cellular component: ubiquitin ligase complex; cytoplasm. The record is from RefSeq and is a predicted model, not a curated record. The coding region runs from base 1 to 1431 and encodes 476 amino acids. Gene Ontology annotation, molecular function: zinc ion binding; ubiquitin conjugating enzyme binding; ubiquitin protein ligase activity. Lineage: Eukaryota; Metazoa; Chordata; Aves; Passeriformes; Cisticolidae. The transcript has 7 exons. Gene Ontology annotation, biological process: ubiquitin-dependent protein catabolic process; protein polyubiquitination; positive regulation of proteasomal ubiquitin-dependent protein catabolic process.
AUGUCUUCAGAGGACAAGGAGGCCCAGGAGGACGAGCUGCUGGCUCUGGCCAGCAUCUACGAUGAGGAUGAGUUUAAGAGAGCAGAGUCUGUCCAAGGAGGAGAAACAAGGAUUUGUCUGGAGUUGCCUCAAGACUUCAAAAUCUUUGUGCGGGGCAGUUCCACAGAGAGCCUCCAGAGCAGUGGGUUCGAGUACUCCGUGUGCUUCCUGCCUCCCCUCGUGCUGAAUUUCGAGCUCCCACCUGACUACCCAUCCACCUCCCCGCCCGUGUUCACCCUCAGUGGGAAAUGGCUCUCCCAGGCCCAGCUCAGCGCUCUGUGCAAACACUUGGACAAUGUGUGGGAACAGAACCGAGGCUGUGUGGUGCUGUUUGCCUGGAUGCAGUUUCUGAAGGAGGAAACACUGAAUUACCUGAACAUUUCCUCGCCAUACGAGCUGAAAAUGUGCCCCCAGGGCAAGGGGCAGAGCCGGACACCGCUGGGGCCCCUGGAGGCUGGGAAGGACUGUGGGGGUGCCACAGGCUCUGCCACAGCUGAGGAGGAAACCGUGGAUGCCAGGGCUGUGCAGGAUGUGGAGUCCCUGUCCAGUCUGAUCAGGGAGAUCUUGGACUUCGACCAGGCGCAGAGGAGGAGGUGCUUUAACAGUAAGAUGUACUCGUGCAGCAUCUGCUUCUGUGAGAAGCUGGGCAGUGAGUGCAUGCACUUCCCUGAGUGCAGCCACGUGUACUGCAAAGCCUGCCUGAAGGACUACUUUGAAAUCCAGAUCAGGGAUGGACAGGUGCACUGCCUCAACUGCCCCGAGCCCAAGUGUUCUUCUGUCGCCACUCCAGGCCAGGUGAAGGAGCUGGUUGGGGAGGAGCUGUUUGCCCGCUAUGACCGCCUGCUGCUGCAGUCCAGCCUGGACCUGAUGGCUGACGUGGUUUACUGCCCCCGGCCGGGCUGCCAGACCCCCGUGAUGCAGGAGCCCGGCUGCACCAUGGGCAUCUGCUCCUGCUGCAACUACGCCUUCUGCACGCUCUGCAGGAUGACCUACCACGGCGUGUCCCCCUGCAAGGUCACUGCGGAGAAAUUAAUGGAUUUGAGGAACGAGUAUUUAGAAGCAGAUGAGACAACUAAAAGAUUUUUGGAACAACGCUAUGGCAAGAGAGUGAUUCAGAAAGCCCUGGAGGAGAUGGAGAGCAAGGAAUGGCUGGAGAAGAACUCCAAGUCUUGUCCUUGCUGUGGGACCCACAUCGAGAAACUGGAUGGCUGUAACAAGAUGACCUGCACAGGGUGCAUGCAGUACUUCUGCUGGCUCUGCAUGGGCUCCCUGUCCCGGGCCAACCCCUACCGGCACUUCAACGACCCCUCCUCCCCCUGCUUCAACAGAUUGUUCCAAGCCAUGCACAUCGACGAUGGGGAGUUCUGGGAAGCGGAGGAUGAUGAUCAGUAGCUUCCUCCAGCCCCACAAGGUGAACAAACCAGAGACAGAUGCUUUUUUUGUGUCCUUUGUUUGCUUUUCACUUCCAUUGUGUGACAGAAGAGUGGUAACUGCAGCACCCUCACACCUCAGAGCCUGUUGCCAAAACCAAAGGAGACUUUUCUCUGGGAUCAGCAUCAUCAUGGAAUCCCCAAACAAACAUGUUCAUUAUUAAAGAAGUCAGAAAUUGGAAAA